Messenger RNA from Cydia fagiglandana, 1787 nucleotides. RefSeq lists its product as uncharacterized. Gene Ontology annotation, biological process: centriole replication; mitotic cell cycle. The transcript is spliced from 3 exons. Bases 161 to 709 code for a protein of 182 amino acids. The record is from RefSeq and is a predicted model, not a curated record. Gene Ontology annotation, cellular component: centriole; centrosome. Gene Ontology annotation, molecular function: calcium ion binding. NCBI's taxonomy places the organism in Eukaryota, Metazoa, Arthropoda, Insecta, Lepidoptera, Tortricidae.
GCUUAAAAAGACGGGAUCAAUUAUUGACAACUCGGACCGUUUAUAUUUAUUUCUAUUCCUUAAAAAAAUUAAAAAUCUUUAACAAACUAAAUCAUAAUUAUUAUAACUAUCGGAAAAACACAUAUAGAUUACAGGUAAUUACAAUUGUGCCCCGUUCUUAAUGGUACAAACAAUGACAACGGCAGUAACAACAACCCAGAAAAAGGUCGGAACUAGUAAUGCUCCACCAGGAGGCAUUCGGAAGAAAUCGGGGCCCAAGUUUGAGCUCACUGAAGAACAAAGAAGGGACAUAAAAGAAGCAUUUGAUUUAUUUGACACAGAAAAUACCGGAAAAAUUGAUACAAAGGAGCUAAAAGUUGCAAUUAGAGCCCUUGGUUUUGAACCCAGAAAAGAGGAAAUCAAAAAGAUGAUCGCAGAAAUUGAUAAAUCUGAUGGCAAAGUAUCAUUUGAAGAUUUUCUGGAGUUGAUGACAGUGAAGAUGGCAGAGAAGGAUACAAAGGAAGAAAUCAUGAAAGCUUUCAAAUUGUUUGAUGAUGAUGAAACUGGUAAAAUUUCAUUCAAGAACUUAAAGAGAGUGGCAAGGGAACUUGGAGAAAAUCUAACAGAUGAAGAGCUGCAUGAAAUGAUAGAUGAAGCAGACAGGGAUGGUGACGGAGAAAUCAACCAAGAUGAGUUCUUACGCAUCAUGAAGAAAACUAGUCUUUACUAGCUCACUAAAGUAAUUCGGCCUAUUUUUCAUACUUACUGUACUCUUGGAAGCACAAAUUAUAUUCUUCAAAGGGAUAAUGAAAUUAUAGCAGCUUCGGCGCCAUUCAUUUAUUAUGUAAGACUAUUUAGGAGGGAUCGAAAAUGUGUUAUUUUUUCUUACAAGGAGCUGGGAGGGGGUUUUCAUAGUAUCUCAAAAAUGCGAUAUAUAUUUUUUCUAUGGAAUUAUGACGUUUAAUUUAAUACUUAUCAAACACGGAAAAUGAAUGGCGCCUUAGGAGAAGAAACUUGCAACAAGUUAUUGGUAUAGUUACCUAUAUUUUUAUAUAAGUGUUGGAAAGGAAUGAUACAUAUUAUAAGCACAGGACAAAUGAAUCAGUUAAAAUUAGUAGUUUAAUGGGUAGAACUUGACUAUUACCUACUUAAAGUAUUCUAUCAACUUCUUAGCCAUUUAGCCAGACUUGGUUAUCUCUGAAACCUUGAGUCUGAACAGAUGAGAUGAGUGAUUUAGUGUGUCUCUAUCAAGAUAUUCAAGAUCCAAUGAGCCUUUAUAAAACUGCACGUUAGCUGUUUUAAUAACCAAAGACUAUCUGUAUAAGUUUAAAUAAGUUUUGUACCUAAUAUCAAACCAUAGUUUAAAAUAAGUUUUGUAAUAUCAAACUAUCGAAUUAUUAAAAUAAUGAUAAAUAAGGAUUCACCUUCUCAUUUUAGGAACAAAUUUAUUUAUGUAACUUUUACAAAUUUGGCAAACUUAAUUAUAUCCAUAACAUUUUUGAAUGAUUCACGGUUAGUUUCACUAGACUUACAUCAACCAGGAUAAUUUUAUAAUUUAGAAAUGCAUGUUUUUAAAUCAUACAUCACAUCAAUCACACAUGCCAGUAUUUAAAACAUUCCAUGUUUGUCAUUUGAUUGUGAAAUUUAAGAUAUUUUAAGCUAUAAAUAAUAACAUUAUUUGUAACUAAGUACAUACUUACCAGAUCUGAAGGAACAAACUUAAAUACAUGUGUAUUGUUUAUUUCGUAAAUGCAUUGUUUACUGUACCUAUAGGUGUGAAAAUGUAGAAUAAAAUAUAUGGCACCUGA